ACUGAUUCUCUCUCUCUCUCUCUCUCUAAAAUUCUUCUACCACCAUGUCUGCUGAAAGAAAUGGUAUCCUCUCAGAAAGAAAUUGUAUCCUCUCUGAAAGAAAUGGCAUCCUCUCUGAAAGAAAUGGCAUCCUCUCUAAGUAGGCUCGAAGGGAUGCUUACUGCUAUUACCGCUAAAGUUGUUGAACAGCAAGGCAGUAGCGAGGUCGAAAAUAAACCGGCAGAGGUCACCUUGGCUCCCCAAAAUCCACCCGCGGCGAAUAACGUUAACGUAUUACUUAAGAAUGUACGGAAUAAUGAUUGGGAAAAAGUGUUGAAAUUUGUUAAUGCUGAGGAGAAGGCAUGGAAACAAAAAAUAGAGGAUGAGGAGUACGAGAAGAUGGUAAGAAAAGAGCUUGAAGAGAAUGAUCAAUUGGUCGGGACCAAAAAGGAUGAGAAUAAAUCGACCAGAAAUAAAAAUGUUGAGGAGAACGAUAAUGUUGAGGAGGAGAAUGUUCAAGCGAUUUACCAGCGGAUCCAGUCUGACUCAUCUACUCUAUUGCAUCUCGCCGUUAAGCCUAACGUAAUGAGCAAACCGCCUAAAGGGGAGAAACAAAUGACAACAGAGAGAGAGAGAGAGAAGGAGAUUGUCCACAGAAUUGUGGAUCUAAUGACAAAUAAAGUACUUGAGUACCAAACAAGUGAUACUGGUUUCACAGCACUUCAUACUGCUGCUAGGUAUGGAAACACCGAAGCUGCUAAGGUGAUGAUAACGAAGCAUCCCUCCGGUGGAUGCUGCGUGUCAAACUAUCUCGGCUCAUUAGAUUUUUUAUGGUGUUAACUCUAGGACCCAAGACGAAUUAACUUCGAACAAAUCUUAUUGGUAUCAAAUUUCGGCCAAACCAUAAAUAUCGAAUUAAUUCCACAUUAUUUGUGGGUGUGAUUUGAGCGUACUUUAUAACUUCCCCCGACACCAGACACACAUUAAAUCUCCCCCCAUACCAGGUGAUAAUAAUAUGUACGCCCAACUCAAACGUAGUUUAUGUUUAAAUAUAUUGUAUCUUGCAUGUUACGAUAUCCCAUAUCUUGCAUAUAUUAUAUAGUUAUCCUGUAGUUACUGCGUUUUAUUCUGUUACCUUAUUUUUCGUCUGUAAUCCUUUAUAAGUGUAUCGAGUCUGUAUUCCUUCUUUAUCUUGCAAU
Papaver somniferum (opium poppy) is the source of this 1178-nucleotide messenger RNA. RefSeq lists its product as uncharacterized. The transcript has 2 exons. The record is from RefSeq and is a predicted model, not a curated record. Bases 61 to 819 code for a protein of 252 amino acids. Gene Ontology annotation, molecular function: protein binding. NCBI's taxonomy places the organism in Eukaryota, Viridiplantae, Streptophyta, Magnoliopsida, Ranunculales, Papaveraceae.